Aedes aegypti (yellow fever mosquito) is the source of this 1850-nucleotide messenger RNA. RefSeq names its product UDP-glucuronosyltransferase 1-7. The coding region runs from base 113 to 1678 and encodes 521 amino acids. The record is from RefSeq and is a predicted model, not a curated record. NCBI's taxonomy places the organism in Eukaryota, Metazoa, Arthropoda, Insecta, Diptera, Culicidae. Gene Ontology annotation, molecular function: UDP-glycosyltransferase activity. The transcript is spliced from 3 exons.
AAAUUCGCGCUUCUGGUGGAUAGUUUUACAUGUGCAUAUAUAGCUAUAUGGUAUCCCUUCGAAGACGUACGAACUAAACUGUAGCAAACGUAGUUUCAAUUCAACUGCGAUAAUGUUCAGACGGUUAGAUUUCGCCGUGCUAAUUAAUUGCUUGUUGCUUUCUUUGUGUCCUUGUAAUGGAGCUCGGAUCUUGGGAGUGCUUCCUUCAGCAGGAUGGUCUCAUUACGCUAUUGGAGAAGGGAUAAUGAAAGCUUUAAGCCGCGCAGGUCACGAAGUAACCGUUAUCGGUUCUAACAGUUGGAAGCAAGCUCCUAACAACUACCGAAGUAUUGAGUUGAAGGAAUUGAUGUUCGAUAAACAAGGUUCUGAACCCGAUUUGUUCCAGUAUCGAAAUGAUCCGUAUUUGAAAGUCUUAUACCUACUAUACACGAUGAUUGGACCAAGCUUAUCAGAAGUGAUUUUGACCCAUCCUAAAGUGAAAACGCUUAUGAAUUCAGGAGAACAAUUUGAUGUCGUUAUUGUAGAAUGUUUUGUAAGCGACGUGCUAUAUGGAUUUGCCCAGCAUUUUAAUGCUCCAUUAGUUGUAUUUUCUCCAUUUGGUGCUUCGUUAUGGGCCAAUGAAUUAAUAGGAACUCCUUAUCCAUUCUCGCAAAUUCCGCACACGUUUCUUAGUUAUACAGAUCGAAUGUCAUUCGGUGAAAGAUUUAUUAACACACUUCUAUGGAAUGUGGAUAGUUUUUAUUACAGAAACAUAUUUCUGCCUCGCCAAGAAGAAAUGUACAAAACAUAUUUUCCAAAUGCAAUGCAAUCGUUACCUCAGGUUAUGAAAAAUGUCAGUUUGGCUCUCUUGAAUCAGCAUUUUAGUUUGAGUUUCCCACAUCCAUACGCUCCGAACAUGAUUGAGAUUGGUGGUAUUCAAAUUGAUGACCCAAAGCCUCUUCCUGAGGAUCUUCAGCAUAUCUUGGACAACUCGAAGCAUGGCGUAAUCUAUUUCAGUAUGGGAUCAAUGCUGAAAGGGUGUAGAUUUCUAGAAGAAAAACGUAAUGCGUUCAUUUCAGCAUUCUCUAAGCUAAACGAAACAGUUCUUUGGAAAUACGAGAACACAAGUUUGCCUAAUAAACCGAAAAACGUUUUCAUAAGGAAGUGGAUGCCGCAGAGUGAUGUUCUUGCUCAUCCUAAUGUUAAACUGUUCAUAACGCACGGGGGACUUCUGGGCUCCACAGAAUCUCUGUACCACGGUAAACCUAUGGUCGGGGUUCCCAUUUAUGGAGACCAGCGUUUAAAUAUGGCACGUGCCGAGAAAGCAGGUUAUGGAACUCAUAUCGAAUAUGAAAAUUUAAGCGAAGAAACCAUCUCCAAUGCAAUAAGAUCCGUUCUAGAUGAUCCAUCGUUUAGUAGCAAUGCUCAAUUGAUCUCAGAGAGAUACCGAGACAAACCUAUGACACCGGCCCAACUAGCGGUUUAUUGGAUAGAAUACGUUGUUAGACAUCGUGGUGCCCCACAGUUGCGCUCCGCUAUUUUAGAAUUAUCUUUCAUCGAGCGUAACUUGAUUGAUGUCUAUAGUGUGAUGAUGUUAUUAGUCGGAACGGUUUUGGUAUCUCUAUGUGUGGCGCUUAGGAAAAUAAUGAGAUUUAUUGGCCUGAUGCCAAAAAGAAUUGAUAAAAUUAAACAGCAGUGAAAGCGUGAUAGGUAAACGGCUGCGUCUUAUCUCAAUAGUUUUUAAUUUUGGCUUGCAAGUUACCUGACUUUGAGGAGUACAAAAUAUAGUAGACAAGUGUUGUUAUUGUUACUUAUGAAGAUGAAUCAUGUAAAUAUAAUAAAUUCAAAUUUUACGUUCUUCUUACAGCUAA